This is a messenger RNA of Octopus sinensis (East Asian common octopus), 1608 nucleotides long. RefSeq lists its product as uncharacterized. Gene Ontology annotation, biological process: circadian regulation of gene expression; negative regulation of transcription by RNA polymerase II; cell differentiation. NCBI's taxonomy places the organism in Eukaryota, Metazoa, Mollusca, Cephalopoda, Octopoda, Octopodidae. The coding region runs from base 281 to 700 and encodes 139 amino acids. The transcript is spliced from 5 exons. Gene Ontology annotation, cellular component: cytoplasm; nucleus. The record is from RefSeq and is a predicted model, not a curated record. Gene Ontology annotation, molecular function: protein dimerization activity; transcription regulator activity.
UCGUUCUGCAUCUAAAUGAGAGGCGAGUCUUCAAGUCUCCGGAACAGAUGUUGUAUACAACGAGUGUAUGUUAUAUAUCUUUUAAGCACAAACAUAACUAGUUAUAAAUAUACUGUAAAACUACCAAUAUUCAACUAACUAUAAGUAACAUUAGCAUACUGAUACUUACACACACCUAUAUAUAUAUAUAUACACACAUAUUUAUUACAUAGCUAUAUUUAUAUAUAUGUGUAUAUAUAUAUAUAGUCAGCAUCACGUGGUUUUGUAAAGUCGGCUCAGAAUGAUGAUUGUUGCAACAUCCCAUCAAAACUCUUGCUCCAAUAUGCAGAAGUUGGCACGAAGACGUGUACGGUUACAUCUCCGUAGACUCAGGCAUCGUGAAUAUUCUAAACUGCGUACACUUGUACCAUCAGUGGCUAACAACAACAAAGUUUCUAAAGUGACAGUGAUAGAAGAAGCUAUUAAGUAUAUUGAUUCCCUGCACAAGGCUUUGGUGGAACGUUUGCAGAAUGUUCGACCUGCCGGUGUGGAAGCUGUGACAGAGGAAAAUGUGAAAGAGGUCGUUUGUCAAAUGAUGUCGUUCAAUGCAUCAACACAGCAAUGUCAACAGAAAGCCACCUUUAACUUUCACAGUCUCGAGAAGAAAAGGAAAAUUCCAAGUUUCUCUCAGAUCCAGCGGAGACGAUCAAAAUACCUAUAAUUUCAGUAAUGAUAAGAAAGACAACAAAUCGCAGACAUAAACAACGAACAUAUCCAUAUAUGGUUUUCGAAAAUUUCCGCCAUUUUUCUGGUGACAUUCCGCUGAAUUCUUUAUUUUUUCCCUUGCAACUUGCCGCUGGAAGCGAAAUAUAUCCGACAUAUCUUCUUCAGCAGGUCUCUUCCUCUCAGAAGCAGUAAUAGAUUCAGUUGGGAGAUAUCUGAUGAAGAAAAGAGGAGAAGAAUGAAAGGCUGAAAGAGAAAGUAUGAAAGGAAAUGCAAGACAUUUUAAUAUCUAAUCAACCAAAUUCAACUGCCUGGUUCACUUCUAACCAAAUAUUACACAAAAGAACAAAUCACACAGCCUGAUUGAUUGAUCAAAGAAUAUUCAAUAAAAUAAGUUACCUCCGAUGUUGUUUUGAGGAGAACGAAGGGGCCCUUUUUUGUAACUUUCUUACCUGUUUCUAUUUAUUAACACCGAGUCCUUACAUAGACAGAAGGUCUCAUAAUUUUAAGGGACGGGAAAUAAUAUUUCUGUCCCCAACAACAUAAAGGACUCAGACGAACUGCAACUGCCACUUGUGAGAAUUGAAACGAAGAUGUGGAUUCUGUACAUUGAGAAUCACUCCACUCGAACUUUUCAGCACUUUUACUUUUUUGUUUGUUAUUAAAAGUGCUAUGGACAACGAUACACGAUGGUAAGGUCACAAUGAAACAAUCCCACCAUCCGGUUUCGAUUCUAGUUGGGACCACUUCAUUAUAUGUUUCUAAAUGACAUGAAUAUCAUCCACUUCCACCCAACCCCAUACUUCUACAGUGUAUGCUUAUGUAAAAAAAAAGAAAAAGAUUACAAAUGAUGUGGUGGUAUAAUAUGUCCAUGGUGAAUUGAAUAUGUAACCCAAAUGUUUGAUU